Molecule: messenger RNA, 1016 nt
Organism: Balearica regulorum gibbericeps (East African grey crowned-crane)
Lineage: Eukaryota; Metazoa; Chordata; Aves; Gruiformes; Gruidae
Source: RefSeq, a predicted model, not a curated record
AUUGUAAUCGCGCGGUUAAGACGUCACCUUUUAGGAGGAAUGAGGCUGUUGCGCUGCAGGGCGUUAACGUGGGCCCUAGGCUGGAACUAGAGUGGGAUAAAAACCUGACAGGCUUUGUGCCUCUGCCGCACAACUGUCCGAAGCAGUUUACAAGGAAAGGUAUAGCCCAGUUUCUGCUGUCUGUUACUUGCAGCAAGUUCCUAACGCGGUUCCUGGAAUAUAGCCCAGACAACGUGGCUGGAGCAGACGGAGACAUUGACCCCACUGAAAUCACCUUUCCUGGAUGUUCUUGUCUCACCAGCUCCUGCGUGGUUCACGUGUGCUCGUGUCUUUGCCAUGGUGAAAAUUACAACAGCUUGUGUCUCAAGCCUACCGACAAAGAGGAGGAGUAUGCCAGGCCUGUUUUUGAAUGCAACGCCAUGUGCCAGUGCGGUGAAUCCUGUCAAAACAGGGUUGUUCAGAGGGGUUUGCAGUUCAGACUUGAAGUAUUCAAGACUGAGAAGAAAGGGUGGGGUCUUCGCACUCUGGAAUUCAUAGCUAAAGGAAGAUUUGUUUGUGAAUAUGCUGGUGAAGUUUUAGGCUUUAAUGAGGCACGUAGAAGAAUUCAGGCCCAGACGUCAAAGGAUUCGAACUAUAUUAUAGCUGUGAGGGAGCACCUCCAUAACGGCCAGAUAAUGGAGACGUUUGUUGACCCUACGUACAUUGGUAACGUAGGCAGAUUCCUGAAUCAUUCUUGUGAACCAAAUUUAUUUAUGGUGCCAGUUCGGGUUGACUCAAUGGUGCCUAAACUGGCACUUUUUGCAGCUACUGAUAUUUCUGCUGGAGAGGAACUUUCGUACGAUUAUUCUGGAAGAUUCCAUAAUUCACCAAUAACUAACAGAGAACAAAAUCCCUUAGAGGAAGGUAACAGAUUGAGGAAACCUUGCUACUGUGGUUCCCGCACAUGUGCUUCCUUCUUACCUUGGGACAGCUCCCUCUUUUCCACACCAGACACUUGUUCAGGGAGCUCUCCAUAG